AUGCCUGCUGGUUUCGAAUGGAGCGAUCUUGAUGUGCAAAAUGAGACGGAGCGACUCGAGCUUUACAAUCUACUUGCGAACAACUACGUCGAAGACGAUGACGCCCUAUUCCGAUUUGAUUACAGCCAAGAAUUCUUGCUCUGGGCAUUGACACCUCCCGAAUUUCGUAAGGAACUCUUGUUCGGUGUCCGGAGUUCUUCCACUAAAAAACUGGUUGCCUUUAUUUCUGCCGUUCCGGCGCGGGUGCAGGUGUACACGAAGGACAUUCCCAUUGUAGAAAUUAACUUUCUGUGCGUACACAAAAAGCUACGCGCCAAGCGGCUCGCCCCUGUCCUCAUCAAGGAGAUUACUCGCCGCGUAAAUCUCACCGGAGUGUUUCAAGCCGUCUAUACUGCCGGUACCGUCCUGCCCGUGCCGGUCGCUUCGGCCCGGUACCAUCACCGCUCGCUCAAUCCAAAAAAGCUCGUCAACGUGGGAUUUUCCAGACUUGGACACCGUAUGACUAUGGCCCGCAUGCAAAAGCUGUACAAGCUACCGACCGAACCACACACCCCUGGUUUGCGGGCUAUGGAGAUGAAAGAUGUGGAAGGUGUGCACACACUGAUGCAGGAAUAUUUGAGCAAAUUUCAUCUCAAAGUCCUUUUUACACUAGAAGAAGUGGAACAUUGGUUGCUGCCGCGCGAAAACGUUAUCAGCUCUUACGUUGUGGAAAGCAAGGACGGAACUUUGACCGAUUUUCUGUCAUUUUACCACUUGCCCAGUAGUAUCCUACACCACGACGAUACCUUACAUGCGGCCUAUUCGUACUACAAUGUUGCUACAUCUGUGCCGCUGGUGGAUCUCAUGAAGGAUGCUUUAAUUUUGGCGAAAAAGACGGGUUCUGAUGUUUUCAACGCUUUGGAUUUGAUGGAAAAUCAAAAAUUUCUGGAGCCUCUCAAGUUUGGUAUUGGUGACGGUAAGCUGCAGUACUACAUUUACAAUUGGUCCUGUCCGGAGAUGCCUCCAAACCAGGUCGGCGUUGUAUUGCUGUAG
Phaeodactylum tricornutum CCAP 1055/1 is the source of this 1032-nucleotide messenger RNA. RefSeq lists its product with no specific name. Gene Ontology annotation, cellular component: cytoplasm. Bases 1 to 1032 code for a protein of 343 amino acids. The record is from RefSeq and is a predicted model, not a curated record. Gene Ontology annotation, molecular function: glycylpeptide N-tetradecanoyltransferase activity. The transcript has a single exon. Gene Ontology annotation, biological process: N-terminal peptidyl-glycine N-myristoylation. NCBI's taxonomy places the organism in Eukaryota, Bacillariophyta, Bacillariophyceae, Surirellales, Neidiaceae.